Messenger RNA from Acanthaster planci (crown-of-thorns starfish), 2549 nucleotides. Its product is annotated as beta-1,3-glucan-binding protein-like. NCBI's taxonomy places the organism in Eukaryota, Metazoa, Echinodermata, Asteroidea, Valvatida, Acanthasteridae. The record is from RefSeq and is a predicted model, not a curated record. Gene Ontology annotation, biological process: carbohydrate metabolic process. Gene Ontology annotation, molecular function: hydrolase activity, hydrolyzing O-glycosyl compounds; carbohydrate binding.
GAACUAUUUACAACGAGAGCGGGUAGAUUGUUCCAGUCUUUUAUAGUGGAAGUCAUCAUUGACUUUUCAUAUAUAUUUUGACAACAAAGGUAUACUGAUCCUUUAGAUACCAGCUUGAUUUGUCAACGGUGCACGAACUUGGAGGAAAGGACACAUUUACCGAUUGAAUCGUUCACUGCAGACCUCUGUAGCCCUCGAGAAUCAAAUCGUGACUCUUAUUAAUAAACGACCAAUCGAAUCGCUUGACUUUCGUUUACUGCGUUGAUUUUUCGUGAUAAUGAAACAUCAGCCAAUAAGCUACUUACUCGAAGCAUGACGUAAUUUGAUGACUAUUAACACAAGCCUAUGAUACGGCUUUUAUCGCUCGAUCGAGAGUGAAUGAUAUCACGAUAUAGGGCCCCAAUCAUUGGUACCGAUUUCGAUAUUUAAGGCGACUGGGUUGAUCACGAGCGGAGUAAAUUCACAGUUAGCUGCGUGAAGUUCGUCGAGAUGGCACGAUUUGUUCUUUCCCUGGUCUGCCUGACCGUAUUUUGUGCUCAGAGCCUGGCGUACAGUGUCCCCACGCCAGACAUCACGCUGAUCUCACCUCAAGGCAUUCGCUUCGCCGUACCAAGUAAUCCAGGAAUCACUCUAGUUGCCUAUCAUUACAAUAUCGGCACACCCUUGUACAACGUGGCUGCAGGGCAGUACAACUUUGACGUCAAUUCCGCAUCAGGUGGGUACUGGGUUCAUGAGAACAAGGAUAUUUCUGUGGCUGGCCGGACAGUGUACUACUGGGUGUUGGUGGUAUACAAUGGUGGAGGCUAUACACUGACUGAACAGUCCUGGACAGAUGCAGAUGGAUCGUCAGGUGGUGAUAAACCCACACCGGAGUGCUCGAGUUACCCGUGCAUGGCGGGCUGCGAUAUGUCUGUCAAGCCUUGCAACGGAUUGAUCUUUGAGGACACCUUCGACACUUUCAACCUGGAUGUCUGGGAGCAUGAGAUCACGGCUGGUGGAGGCGGGAAUUGGGAGUUUCAGUACUACACCAACAAUCGCUCCAACAGCUAUGUCAGGGACAGUACUCUCUUUCUGAAGCCGACACUGACUUCUGACAAAUAUGAUGAGGGUUUCAUCACAUCAGGAACUCUGGACCUUUGGGGUGCUUCGCCGGCUGACCUGUGCACGGGGAAUGCCUACUCCGGCUGCCAGCGGUCAGGCGCACCCACCAACGCCAUCAAUCCCGUCCAGUCAGCCCGCAUCCGGACCGUCCACUCUUUCGCCUUCAAGUACGGCAGGGUGGAGGUGGUGGCUAAGAUGCCGACAGGGGAUUGGCUGUGGCCUGCUAUUUGGCUUCUUCCCAAGCGCAACUCUUACGGUGGCUGGCCAGCAUCAGGCGAAAUCGAUAUGGUCGAGAGCAGAGGAAACCUGAACCUUGUCGAUGAGAAUGGUGUGAAUGUUGGCGUAAACCAGAUGGGCUCUACUAUGCACUGGGGUCCGUUCUGGCCCCAGAACGGCUGGCCUAAGACACACUCUACUAAAAAUUUGCCCACGGGACAAACCUUCGGGAUGGACUUCCACAAGUACGAGCUGGAAUGGACAUCUGAUGGACUAAAGUUCUACGUGGACGACGAGCUCAUUCUGGACGUAGACCCCGGCACCAAUGGCUUCUGGGAGCUGGGCGAGUUUGAGAAGAGCAACCCAGGCAUCGCCAAUCCGUGGGUUGGCUCCAGCUCCAAGGUGGUGCCCUUCGAUCAGGACUUUUACAUCAUUCUCAACGUGGCUGUGGGGGGCACCAACUACUUCUCUGAUUCUCUGACCAACACACCCUACGCUAAGCCCUGGCUUAACUCCUCCCCUACCGCGCUCUCCGAUUUCUGGAAUGCCAAGGACCAGUGGUACCCAACUUGGAACCCUGACGUCAACAACGGUGAAGACGCCGCCAUGCAGAUUAAAUCCGUUCGCGUGUGGGCUAUUUGAGAACCUUGGCGUCAGACCAAUUUUUGUCUGACCUGCCAUCGUGACGUGAACAGUUCAUGCAAUCGUUCGGACUUUAAGGACAUUUUAUUCUUGACAUGUUCUACUCAGAAUAGCAUGGUGCAAGUUUGUUAAUAAUACCUGUUGAGCAGUAAUUACCCUUUUACCUUUUAAUUAUGAUUAGUUGGAGUUAUAGUAUUUCUGUUUAUAAAUUUCAAUUAUUUUUUAUUCUUUUCAUCCGACACGUUUAACUCAUUGAAUUGUGGCAAUAUUUCAUGUUUGUUAUGAUAGUUGUUUAGCCAUCUUGGCACUUUAUCUUUCAAAUGUGAUUAGUUUGAAGCGAUGCAUUUGAGUUUUCGUUUUUGCUUUUUGUUUCUUUUUCAAUCAAACAAGAUUUGCUGUCUGAAUACACCGAUGCAGUGCAAAUACUGAGCAUGUCGACCUAUCCUUGCAAUUAAUUUAGAAAGAACGUGUAAAAGAGAGCAUACCUGUAUAACAACAUCCAACAGGGCAUAUCAACUGCACGAGAACAGUGGUUUGACUGGUACCUAUGGAAAUAAACCACACUUGCAUGCGUUUGUUGGAAAUAGCAA